CUGUCUGACCAUUCUAUUGCUGCUGUAGUAGACGGUCACUGUUCUUCUAAAUCUAUUAACAGUGGUGUUCCUCAGGGUUCUGUCCUGUCACCCACUCUCUUUUUAUUAUUCAUUAAUGAUCUUCUAAACCAAACUUCUUGCACUUUUCCACUUUCCACUUCCUGCACUUUUCCACGUCUUUUCAUAGACGUCCGACCCUUCAGGAGGUAAACAUUUCAUGCAGGGAAGCCACAGAACGCUUGACUUCUGAUCUUUCUAAAAUUUCUGAUUGGGGCAGAGCAAACUUGGUAUUGUUCAAUGCCUCAAAAACUCAAUUCCUCCAUCUAUCAACUCGACACAACCUCCCAGACAACAAUCCCCUCUUCUUCAAUGACACUCAACUGUCCCCCUCUUCUACACUUAACAUCCUCAGUCUGCCCUUUACUUAUAAUCUGAACUGGUAACUUAACAUCUCAUCUCUAGCUAAAACAGCUUCUAUGAAGUUAGGCGUUCUGAGACGUCUCCGCUAUUUUUUUUCUCACCCUCCCACCUGCUAACUCUGAAUAUGUAUGGAGUAUGCUUCACAUAUCUGGGGGGUUCCACUCAUACUGCUCUUCUAGACAGGUGGAAUCAAGAGCUUUUUGUCUCAUCAACUCCUCUCCUCUAACUGACUGUCUUCAGCCUCUCUCUCACCGCCGCAAUGUUGCAUAUCUAGCUAUCUUUUACCGCUAUUUUCAUGCUAACUGCUCUUCUGAUCUUGCUAACUGCAUGCCUCCCCUCCUCCCGCGGCCUCGCUGCACAAGACUUUCUUCUUUCUCUCACCCCUAUUCUGUCCACCUCUCUAAUGUAAGAGUUAACCAGUAUUCUCAAUCAUUCAUCUUCAUCAAUUCAUUUCUCUGGUAAACUCUGAAACUCCCUGCCUGCUUCUGUAUUUCCACCUUCCUAUGACUUGAAUUCCUUCAAGAGGGAGGUUUCAAGACACUUAUUCAUCAAUUUUUGACCACUGCUUUGACCCUUUUAUGAGACUGGCAUUUCAGUGGGCAUUUUUUUUUAUUAGAUUUUUGUUGCCCUUGGCCAGUGUCCUUCCUACAUAAAAAAAAAAAAAAUCUAGAAAAGUUUAGGUUAAGGAAAGAGAUUGGCAGGAACUGGCUCAUGAACAGUGGUGGACAAGUGGAACAGGCUUAACAGCCAUGUGGUCAGUGCCAACGCGCUAUAGUUAGUUUGAAGCAAAGGUUAGAUGACUAUAUGGAUAGGGAAGACAGGUGGUAAUAUGAAGGCUGAUGGGGAGGAGGAUAAAAAACGUUCAUGGUUAUGGUUAUGUUAGUACAGGAUUUGAGUCAUGUUUAAAGCACUCAGAGGUGUAAUGUUUAAAUGUUGAGGUGAUGCUACCAGCCAGGGUUGCCUUGGGUGUUGUCAACCUGUGAUGGUUUCACAUUCAGGGUUGUAUAGGUAUUUUAAUAAGAGUCUGCCUGAUAUUGUCCAAGAGAGGUAAAUAUCUGAUAAUCUGAGGAAACACACUUUUAAUGAGAAGCUUCAAGUCACACAAGCUUUUUAAUGACUUCACAUUAGACCAUACAAGAGAUAAGACAUUGUACAGUUUAGGCGUCGCCAGGACGUUUUAAUUUGGCGCUUAAAUUAGUGAUAUGUUUAUACUUUGGCAGUUACAAUAAUAAUGGCUUAUAAUUUAGUUUUACAUAUUUACGCAUUAUAUUUAGUUUUCUGUCAAUAUAGUUUAAUAUGAGAGUAGUUGGAGCAUGUUAUUGGAAGUGGAAAGACUUUGGUGGAUUAGUUUAGUGGGCGCGUAGUCCGCAGCGCGGGCUGACUGCUAAGUUGCGGCAAAGGAGGGCGCGCAGACGCCAGACAGGAAAGUACUGUGUUUGAAGAAGGAAGUGAGCUGCUGUCUUAUUUAACCUGGAUUUUCGCUGAACAAGACGGUGACACGGGCCAUGGCUGCCUCUGUGUGCUGGUGCAAGCUUGGUGCCUGCCGGGAGGUGCCUGGGAAUGCCGGGAGCUGCUCAUGAGGGCCAACAAGGCUCCCAAUAUUGGAUGAAUGAUGGACUGACAGCCAGCACACACAGACACGCACACUUGCAGCAUGUGCUCAGCAGGUGGCACCAGUGACACAAGUGGAGGAGGAGAUGGGAAGGGUGGAGCAGGAAAUGGUGGAGGAGGAGAGGAGGAGGUUUCUGGGGAUGCAAGGAAUGGACAGUCCCUAGGGCCUGAAGAGUACACCAGAUUGGCACGAGAUGGCAUCCAGCUGAUGCUGAACAACCGGUUCACAGAGGCGGAGGAGCUGUUCCGCCACCACACCCAGGACAACCUCCACAUGGCCAUGGGAUACUGCUACCUUACUUUCAUGAAUGCUGUCAUGUCCUUCGAGGAGGAGAAGGUGAAUCACAGCAUGGAGACAUUGCGCAGCAUGGAGCGGAGGUGUGGCGGCAAUGACAAUGGUUGGCUCUCCUCCGUCAGAAAUAUUGUCUUGGGUCCCAGGAAUGGCCAGGACCAGGGAGAUGAGCCAGGAGCACAACUUGAGCAACAGGUUGUCUUGGCUGAUUGCCAGGUGUUGCUGGCCAUCCUUACCUUCCUGCAACAGGAAAUUGGCUCCUACGUGAAGGGUGGGUGGGUUCUGCGAAAGGCCUGGAAGGUGUAUGAACACUCCUACACGAAAGUCAAGAGGAUGUACAGACAAACCUUUGGGGAAGCUCAGGAUAUGCCCAUGACACCUGGGGAUGAUUGUCCAGGAUCACUGCAGUCCAGCUCUGAUCAGCUGCAGAGCCCUGGGUCCUGGUCUGUGGGCUCCACUGGGGUGCCUGGCCCUGCCCAAGAGGAAGAGACCAGCUCUUCCCAUACCUCAGUUGGCCUGCGCCUCACUCUCUCCAAGUCAGUGCCUAACCUGAAGGGAUUCCUCAACUCCAACCACAAACAAAAUUCAAAAAAGCCGCUGCCCCCGGAUAUGGUGGCUCGGCUCAUGGCUUCUGUCAGCUUUGGGUACGGACUGUUCCAACUGUGUACCUCCCUCUUGCCUCCCUCUCUCCUGCGGCUGGUCAAUGUGCUGGGCCUGCAGGGGGAUCGCUUGGCUGGCCUUUCUGCCCUCAUGUUCACCCGAAAAUCCCAUGACAUGCGUGCUCCCUUAGCUACUCCGUACCUAUUCCCUCGGUACAGUCUCACCUUGCUGUGGUAUCAUACUAUUGUGCGGCCAUUCUUUGCCUUGGAUGGAAGUAAGGUGAGAGCGGGUGUGGAAGCAGCCCACCUCCUGCUCCAAGAGGCCCAGCAGAGCUACUCCCAGUCUGCUCUCUUCCUUUUCUUCAGGGGUCGAGUUCACAGGUUGCAGGGGGAUAUCACCACUGCCCUUGUGGCCUAUCGUGGGGCCCUCCAGGUGUCCCCCCAGAGGGAGCUGCAGCUACUUGCCUUGCAUGAGGUGGCCUGGUGUCACUUGCUGCAGCUUAACUGGGUCCAUGCCCAAGGUGCCUUUGCCAAUCUCAAGAGGGAGUCCCGGUGGUCCAAGAGUUUUUAUGCCUACAUCUCUGCUGUGUGUCUUGGAGCAGCAGGCCGGGAGGAGGAGUGCCAGCAAGGCCUGCAGGAGGUGCCCAGUCUGGUACGCCGCACCAACCAUGCACUGGAGGCCUUCCUUCUGCGCCGUGCCCUCAAGUCUAAGGGUACCACUGUGAAUAAAAACUACUGUCUCCUGCGUGCCUAUGAGCUCCUCUACCUCUGGAAUGCUCUCUCUUCCUGCUCAACUCAACACCGCCUCCAAAUGGUGGAAGAGCUGCAAACCAUGGGCCAGUGUGAUGAGCUGGAGGGUCUGCGACACCUAUUGCUGGCAGCCAUUCUGGACACACUGGCCAACACGGAGGAGGCCAUGGACCACUUCAGACUCAGUGUGCAACAUGGCCUCCUCAACCCUGAUGAGAUGUGUGUGCCUGCUUUUGCACUGUAUGAGCUGGGUCUGCUACUGAGCAGCUCAGAAGAGACAUCACAGGAAGGAAAGAAAUGUCUGGAAGAUGUGCGAGACAACUACCAGGGAUAUGACUUUGAGAAUCGCCUUAAUGUGAGAGUCCAUGCAGCCCUCAGAAGUCUUCCCUAGCAUGUGUGUUUGUGUUUGAAUGUGCAUGCAUUUGUGUGAAAAUGUGUGUGUUGAUUUGUAUGUUGGUAUUGAUGCACACCACUAGGGAAGCUACUUUGCGUCCAUGACUAUUAAACCUUUUACAGGAACACUAUUAGCUGUACUCUCUGCUAUUUUGUACUUAAAGGUGAGUGUAUUUUGUAGUAUGUAUGUGAUAAAAGAGAAUGUUGAAAACAAAAUAGAUUACAGAAUAUAAUUAUAACAUUAGUGAAUAUGAUGGAUGAAUAAAUGUUAUGCACUUCAUUUGGACAAAGCAAGAUACCUGUAAUCAGAGGAGUCUUUAUACCAAGCAGACAAACAUUAUGCUUAGGUAGCAAAUUUUUAAACUGUCCAUCAACACUCAGAAGCUGGACUGUUGGCAGGGGUGUAGAGCUUGGAUUAUUUUGCUACUUCAUGCAUGGACUAAUUGCUGUGAACACCAUGUACUCCUGUGUGAAAACUGUAGUUUAAUGCCCAGUGAAUGCAGUAGGUAUAUCAUAACUUCGUUAUUACUGUGAAAAUUGACAAUCUUAUAGUCAUUACUUGUGAUCUUUCCAUUAUUUCCAUUACUCAACCCUCAGUUAAUUGAGCAUCUUUUACUGCAUACUUAAUUUGUUGGCAGUGGUACUUACAUAAUAUUUAAAUUCUUAUGUUUCACUGCUUAUUUUAUCAUAUCACAUACAAGCUAGACUUGUGUCUGCCUAGUAUGUUUAUACUGUCCAAGGCUGAAGUAAUGUUAUGGUUUAUUUUGAUAACAAUUCAUAACUUUGAAUCUCAUUCAUGGGAUAUUUUACAGUCUGUACUUUCCUUGUUACACUGUGAUAUACACAACCUUCCUGUUUUUCUUUUAUAAAGCAUUUGUGUUCCUUUUCAUUGUGUUGCAUAAACACAGUAACUUGAAGCUCAUACAGUACUAUUGUCUGGCAUGCUCUCUAAAUACUUAUUUGUAUUAGCACGUUAGAAGAACUUGUUAAGAGUUUUGAUGAAGCUGCUGAAAGAUUACAUUCAUCUGUCAUGUAUUACAUACCAAUAAUUAAUUACUGACAGAUAUUCACUAGGAAAUUUACAGAAAACUAAGGCUUGUCAAAUUAUUUUUUCCCUUUAGUAGUGCAGUAUAUAUAAGUAAGUUGAUCUUUGAACAAGAUUCCUUAGUGUUCACUGGGAAAAGAUAGAUAAGCACUUUAGUUGAUAAGCCAAAGAAAAUAUUUAUUUCAACAAUAUAAAUGUUUUAUAAUGUAGACUAGACGUGUGUGGCACGGGAGGUGUCCUUCAGUGCUGAGUUACAGUACUCUUGAAAACUAUGAAAGGUAGAAAACUGCCUACACUGAAUUGUUUAGGAUAAUUGAUGAAUUUAUUUUCAUAUUAUAUGAGAUUUAUGUGUAUGAAUUAAUUCACUCAAAAAUUGCAAGAAGAGUGCAUGUCAUAAAUUUAGGGAACCUACUAACAUAGAAAAUUUUAUUCAAAUUCUGCAGAGUUGUGAUUCAGAUUUUCAGAGCAGAUGUGCUGAGAAUAUGAAUGCAAGCAGUAGCUGAAAAGAGGGAAAAACAGUAAAUACUUUAGCAUUACAGCUAUGGAUCUGCACUGAGAAAAGGCAGCUGCCUGUGUGAAAUAAUUCAGUAUUGUGUGUAUGAAUGUGGCAUUCCAGAGGACGAUUAGGCACUGAGAUGGUAUUGAUGGUGCAGCGUUAGACAAAUUUAUAGGCAUGAAUAAUAAGCACAGGCAGGCUGGAAAGAUGCUGGUUUUCUUUGAAAAUGUUCCCCUCAUCAUUUGUUUGAAUGUUAAAGUUUUGAGUAUUUUUCCAUACUUACAAAUUUACCCCAAUUUUCUAACUCCUGAUAAUUGAUAUGUUUACCUAGUCUGGUCAUAUGCAAAGGAACUGUACAGAACUUUCAUCUGCCAAAGAAAGCACACAAGUACAUAUACUAAUUAUUUUUUUAUUAAUUUUUUUUUAAGGAAAGGAUGAAGCUUGUAUUGUCUACAGUACUUUGUUUGCUGAGUAAGUUAUACAUUUUCCUUCCAUAAGAAUGUGAUUCAGUAUUAAGCUGCAUCUUACACAGAUGAAGAGGAUUUUUGUUAAGAAAAUAAUUUUGCCCUUAAACAUGAAAGCCAAUUUAUGUUGGAUGUUGAAAAUUUUAUGCAAGGAAAAUGAAGGGAAUUUUGACAUAUUUCUAGCAAACAUUAUAUGAAGUUUGUACUUUAUCUGACCUUAAAUAUUGUUCUGUUGUAGGAAAUUAUUUUCUUCAUUAUCUAUUAAAUACAUUGCAUUUGUGUAUGUGUGUGUGUGUGUGUGUGUGUGUGUGUGUGUGUGUGUGUGUGUGUGUGUGUGUGUGUGUGUGUGUGUGUUCAGUGUGUUCUUGGACUGUAUUAUGUAAACUAUCAUGCAUUCAUAUGGUAUACAAAAUAUAUGCAAGAAAACACUGCUGAGAUCACGUUAUAUGCACAAGAAUGCAUUUCAUUUCGGUCAUAUUGUGUUCUUACCAGCUACAUGAUAUAUGUGAAUAUGUACAUAAAUCAUCUCAUCUGUGCUUUCUCACGUUCAUCACACAGCAGCAAAGAAUGGACACACUGAUUCAUGAUUACACUCCUUGCUCUGGUUCACUUGGGUGUUGUGCACUGCUUCAAGUUUCCUGCUGAGGUUUCCUUUAAGGCCACCAGUGUUCAGAAGCCACAAAGCAUGGAAGGAGAACUGGUUUAUUAUUGAUCUAAACCUCUGUUGUAACCUUCUCAGUUUGAUGACACCACAGAAAAAAAUUGAAGGUGAAUUAUUUUUCAACUUGCUUCUCCUUCCCAUAUCUUUUGUUUUCUGUGUCAAUGAUCCUUAAGAAACUGUGGAAUGUAGUUGAAGAUUUUGCCACUGCAGAUCUACUUUCAUGAAUGUCUUUCAUAACUUCAGCAUUUGGUUUCUUUUUCUGUUUUCAAAAUUAGGUGGAAUUGGAAAUUGUUGUCUUUUUAUUUUGAACAUUAUCAUUAGCUUUAGUUCAGUGGAUGGAAUCUCAAAAAAGUAUCAGUACCUCAAGAUAUUUCUAAUAGAUAUUAUGUACUUAAAA
Scylla paramamosain (green mud crab) is the source of this 7128-nucleotide messenger RNA. Its product is annotated as tetratricopeptide repeat protein 39C-like. The record is from RefSeq and is a predicted model, not a curated record. The coding region runs from base 2075 to 4063 and encodes 662 amino acids. Lineage: Eukaryota; Metazoa; Arthropoda; Malacostraca; Decapoda; Portunidae. Gene Ontology annotation, molecular function: protein binding. The transcript is spliced from 12 exons. Gene Ontology annotation, biological process: cilium assembly.